AUGCGUGGUCUACCGGCUGGUGCUGGUCUCCAGGGCGUGCCCGAGUCCAAUCCCCAAGCAGGAGAUCAGCUGGUGGUUGCAUCCAACGGCGGCCCAGCACGAGCGAGGCCAGUGACAUCCUUCGCUGCUCGUGACGGGGGUUCGCCCUCCCUGAUCCAGCUCGACAGUUGCAUGCUCCCCGCCCGUCACAAGCUCGAUUCCGGGGAGCUCGCCACCAGAGACAAGGCCCAUGACUGGAUAAUCAAACCACCAGCUGGCGAGGUACCCACCUCGGGUCACUGGAAGAUCAACCUGCCCUAUCGACCUGCUUCGUCCUCUGUGAAGCCAUCACCGGCCUUGUCGGCCUCAUUCUCACCGGAUGUAAUCAGUGGGCCAGGCUCGAACCACUUGUCACUGUCGCCCUUCUCAACUGGCUUGGCCGCCCCAGCAGCCGCAACCCUGCCCUUUCACAAUCCCGGCUUUGGCUCGACCAUCUCGUACGUCCCCGCCCCCUUUGGAGGAGGGGUGGACCAGUUUGAUCCGACGUACCCAGAACUUGUCUCCCACUCAUACUCGUUCAAUUUUGGCGCGCAGAGCGCGGAAGCAGAAGCAGCAGCCGCCCUCGCAGCCAUAAAGCCUCCGGUCGCAGACCAGGAGUCAUUCACCGGUCAUCGUAGAGAGUGUGACCCGCACUCCUCGCCCGAGCUCGUGUCGCACUCCCACCGUCCAAUCGAUGCGUCUCCUGCUGACCCAAUGGGCUUCGCCACCUUCCAUCACCCCCAGCCAGCGCUCGAGUAUCACCAUAUUGAGGAGCAGGACCAGGACCAGGACGCGGACCAGGAGGACGACGACGUCGACGACGACUGGUCGACCACUGAAGUAGUGCCGGUGACAGCGGCGGGGUUCAGCCACUCGCUGCGGCCACAGGCGGUCCCCACGACCGCCCGCUAUUUCGGGGUCGACGAGUCGGAGAUUUCUCGCCUGGUCUACCCACUGCCGGACCAUUCCGUCAGUGCCAGCUACUGCCAAGGCUCAUAUUGCGGCGAGGACGACGACCCGCCCGCCUCUGAGCACUUUUACACCGCUCCUCCAGCCCGCGGCGGCGGUGGUGGUGGUGUUAGCAGCAGCCGUUACGACGCCGAGAUGGCAGAGGAGAACGGAGAAGCCUCGACCGUAGCGUCGAGAGGCGAAACGCCGUACGAAGACGACGACGACGACAGAACUAGCGUCGACGAGGAUCCGUCGGAUGACAGAACUAGUGUCUACGAGGAUCCGUCGGACGACAGAACUAGCGUCUACGAGGAUCCGUCGGACGACAGAACUACCGUCUACCAGGAUUCGUCGGACGACGAAGGCGCGGAGAGACAGUCGAUCACGGUCGCUACCCCCCGGCUCUCCGGCGCAGACUCCUCGUUCAAGAGCGACGGCUCUCGAAAGAGGCGCCGCUUUACCGCGGACGAGCGCGAGCAGACGAGCAAGACUCGAAGUCGAGGUGUCUGCCUCCGAUGCCGAGUGCAGCGUAUCCGAUGCAAUCCCAACCCGUUCGACUCAGACGACGAGACGUGCGGAUCCUGCCUGCGCGUCUCGACCAAGUCCAAGAAAACGAUCCACCACAUACCCUGCAGGCGAUGGAAGCUGACGGAGACGGUCUGGUACCGCCCCGGCGGGCUGGGUCUGACCCACCGAUGGGAUGGGACCAGGGUCCGCGACGUCAAGGACUGUGCCGACAAGGUGCAGCACACCAUCGAGGUCAAGGUGCUGUGCCGCGAUGUUCACAACACAGGCUACGACUUGUGCAACGAGCCGCUCAAGUACCAGGUGCGCAGGUUCAACCCAAAGGACGGCGACUCGCUGGACCGCUUCUGGACCAAGAAGCUCCGCAGUGGGAAGGUCGAGAAGCGAAAGGUCCCAGUGCCGCCGUACGCCUUGAUCAGCAUCCAAAGCACUACAGCGUAUCUGCAGAAGUACAUCGAUAUAAACACUCUCAGUAGCAUGAGAAAGGCAACGUCGUACUCGGAGCCGCUCGUCAAGCACAUGUUCAAUGCGGCGAUUCAACACUUUGGCUUGUUGCCAGCUGGAGACAACAAAGAGAAGCUCUUUCUCAGAAAACUCUUCCAGUUUUGGUUCAGCAUGCGCGUGGCAACUGGUUCGGCAUACCUCGACGGCGACGACAAGUUGAACCAGGACAGAGUCAACGACAACGCGUAUCCUCUAGGCGAGAAGAUCUCCCUCCCCAGGAUGGUCACCGCCCAGUGCGACGGCCUCCUGGUGGAGAAAUUCCUGAGGCCGCUCUCCAAGGACGUGCUCAGACAGCUGGAGCAGUUCAUCAUGCAGAACAACAAGUCGCGCUUCUUCACCAUCUUCGUGGCGACCUUCAUCCUCCUGCACGAGGUGGCCUACUCGUCCGCCGACCGGUACCGCCACGCGCGCGAGAACGGAGUUACGGAUACCAGAUACACUCUCCCCAACUUCGUUAAUGAGCUCCAGUUCGGAGCCAACAUCGUCCUCCUGCACUGGCACUACUACAAGUGCAUCCUCGACCCCUUCGCUGAGGAUCUUAGGAAGUCGAUGCUCUCGGACUUGAGCCGGGACCACCUCGAGAGUGUCAAAAGGGCAUACCGCCUAAUGAAAAAGCGGCCAGAGCAACCCCUUGUGGAUGGGCGGGCCUGGGAGGACCCGAUGCACUUUGCCUCGCAGAUGUUUAAGAACAACUGGGAGCCAAUCGAAGGCUUUCCUGGAUUUGGGUGGUGA
Thyridium curvatum is the source of this 2730-nucleotide messenger RNA. RefSeq lists its product as uncharacterized. The record is from RefSeq and is a predicted model, not a curated record. The transcript is spliced from 7 exons. Bases 1 to 2730 code for a protein of 909 amino acids. NCBI's taxonomy places the organism in Eukaryota, Fungi, Ascomycota, Sordariomycetes, Thyridiales, Thyridiaceae.